AGCAGAAGAACUUAGAAAUUCUGCUGUCGUCUAUUGAGAACCGGAUCCAGAGGCAUACGUUACUACGAUGCUCUAGUUUCGAACACAAUUAGAAUUCUAUUAUAUGCACAAGUAUAGUUAAGUAUUAGGGUCAACCUAAGCGCGUGGCGAUCUGAAGGGAAAGUGGGUGUAGACACGAUACUGACAACGACCCAAUAGAUAAACUGCUAGUAAAUUUAUCAUUAUGCGGAAGUCAGCGUAAAUUUACGCAUUACUAUGACCAACACUUCUUCAGCACAAAUAGUAUUUGCAAGGCAAUUGAAUGGCAGGUAAGCAGUGAAUGAUUUGCGACAAUUCCUGCGAACCUGAAAACGUCUAUGGAGCACGGUUUAUACCGGGCUUAGGAUGCUAGCUUGUUUUUUUUUUUUAAUAAUCUCCUCUAUAUCCAAGCGUAUCGUCGCACACUUGCAUUUUGUAGACGGUUGACAACGACCCUUUGUCGGACCAAUUUCCCUUGUACUGGAUAGGUAUCUGAAGGAUGAUCUUUAUGCAAGUUAUGGGAGUGUAGAAUGCAUUCGUUCUUUUGCUAAUUUCCUAUAUAAGUGGCUUCGUUUUAUGAGCGCCAUAAAUUGCUAUGCUCUGAAAAAUUCCAAAGGGCAUUUAUCUAUGCAUCUAUAGAGGAUUCUGCCUGCGGCUAUAUAGGACUCUGCCUCCGUACAUGUCUUGAACCAGAUUCGGAAUAAGGGCGGAUAUGUCUUGACCUACAAUUUGUGUGUUUGAAUCUGCCGCUGUUUUCGAAAAGCAUAGAGGGACUACAGUUUUACGUCUUCAUCUGCUUAUCUGAUCAUCAUGCAUAAGUCGUCGUGCAAUCUCGUUGGUGCGCUGUCAUGGGCCUAUUUUGAGGUUUGUCGUCUGCACAUGGAUAAUGUGUAUCCGCUAGCCCUAGUCGCCAAGCCACAUCGCUGUUCGCUAUCUAGCUUACAGUCGACGUUUGCACACGAUAUUAAACCAACCUCGAGGGGGGUCAGCCUUGGACCAUUUAAGGCUCACUUGACCAAGUAACUUACUGACCAGCGCAUGUACACUCCCUCUUGCUGCGCCUACGUGUUAUUGUCAUCAAAAGUCGGGCCGACGACCCCCUUCCAUUCAAAGGGGUUUGUGUAGCACGCAACCCCAUUACAUCUCUACACAUGUUCGUUUGAUGAAAUACAGCUCCUAAGUAUCAUAACAGUGAUUGUCGAAGCAAGCAGCAGCGGCGGCUGUUCUGGUGACAUAAUUGUUACAAAUUUUGUCACUUGCCACCUGCUACGAAUACUAAGUUGUGAAGAACCGAUUGCUCUCUAAGGAGAACUCAUUAAGUAGGAGCAGACCCAACAGCUCACCUCCGUGGCCAGAAGGGCCGAAGGGAUGACCGAAGUGAAGAUUUGGGUUGACAGAGUGCAGCGCGUGAUCUCGGGAGUGACCCCCGCUACGACGGUGGCCGAGUUAUUGUCGACCUUGACGCGUUCACAGAUGCUCUCCUCCACAACUGCUACCCCGCUUUCCUCGGUGGUCGUAGACGGUGGAGGUCACGGAGCGACUCACCACGGGAGUCAAGCACCUAGACGGAGUGACUGCCUCGUGUUGCGCCGUGGGGCUAUGGAACAUAUACUCAGUCCAUCCGACAGACCGUUACGUUUACUUGCACACUCAGGGGGUCACCUGAUAUACAGACCCGCAGCUCCGAUACCGGAAAAUUCACCCUCGUCUUUCGGCCGUAUUCCGCUCAAGCCUGGUGUCACGCAUGUGCAGCUGCGGUCAGCCGCUAUCGAGACAGCGCUUCGACGUCAGGCGAAGUCAGCGCCUUUGCUUAAACCGCAGACGGCGCCCCCAAGAACGGUGCCACCAACCUCACAAGCUGCUCCCUCACCGGCGACAGCUGUCAGUUCGUCUGCUACCGGGAGUGGCGUUGCAGGCGGAGGUCAUGCGCCGGUUGGGCGGGUUGAAGUCGCCACCGCCCGAUUAGGGCAGCUAGGUCUGAGCGGGGUAUCCACGGCCGAACAACAUCAGCAACAACAGAAGCAUAAACAACAGCAGCAGACGUUGCACUCACAGAACCAUCGGCAUUCACAGCAACACGCACAACAGCUACACGACGGACAAAACCAGCUCCAGUUGCAACAGCAUCCAUCCCAGCAGCAUGGCCACCAUCAGCCUCUCCAGACAAAACAGCAACCAGCGCAGCAAUCACUGCAAACACAGCCAUCGCAGCAUCAUGAAUCACAGCAACAACAACAACAACAACAACAACAUUUCAUCUAUAAUAAACAGAAGCAAAUUCAGUCUCAACAGCAUCAGCAGCAACUGCAGCAGCUACAAAAACAUCAACAAUUGCAGACGCAAAAUCAUCUUCAGAGACAGCAGCAGCAGCAGCAGCAGCAGCAGCAGAAACAAGCGCCGCCACAUAUUCGGAGCACGCAACAACAAGCACAACAUCAGCAGAACUUUAGUCAAGCUCAAUAUCAGUCACACAUUCAGGAUCAUUCCGGUCCAAAACAGCGGCAGCAACCGACACACUAUGUCCGAACUCUUAAUAAGGCUCCAGGUUUGCCCGCGUUCGGCUCUAAUAGUCAUUCUGGGUUAACCGAUAACAACCACCGCCGAGGAGUGAGCGUUGUAACUCUGAACGGUCAAUCCACCGGUGGCAGUCUGGUUACCGUCGAAGUACGUGGAGGUGGCGAUAACGUGGACGGCAGCGUUGUCAGCACGAGUGGACGUUUCGGCGACGGAAGAGGACGGGAAAGUCGCUCAACAGGUCCGAACGCGUUGUCUUCCGGACGGAUGGGACUUGUCCCACCGCCUUACGAACAGGCGAUCCGCUCCUCCUGCAGGCGACGGCCCGCUGAUCUUGAUCUACUGAUUCGGACGCAACAAGAAAAGCUAAAUCUACAGACGGCAAAGCUGGAAGAGAUGGAUCGCGAGAUUGCCACACUCGAAUCGAACCUUGAGAAUCGCGAACGAGAACAUGGGGCGAUUUAUCCAGAAUGUCAGGAUCUCGACCGACGGCUGACGGCGGCCGAAACGCGCCUUGGACUCGCUCAAAAAGAAGAAGCUUCGUUGCAUGCAGAGAUCUAUGCAACGAAAGCUAAGAUCGAACGACUGGCACAUGACACAGAGGCCUACAUGUCUCGUGAGUGUGACCUAGUAACCCGCGCACUGGAUAUGGUGGCCACGCCCUCUCAAGACCUUCCACUGGAUGAGAAGCAUAGGGAAAUCGUUGCUUCGCUUCAGCUGGAAAUCGAAGAGGUCCACAGACAGGCUAACCAAUUAGCGGAACAGCUCAAAAUGGAGAACCUCAAAGGGCUAUCCAUGGUAAAUCCAGAAGAGCUGGCUGAAGGUGCAGAAGGCUUUCUAGGAGGUAUCUGGACUGGCAACGGCGCGGGGGGCGCAGGGGCCCACUCAUUAAUGCGCGGUCACGGUGGUUCGUCUCGAAGAAAGGUACCGCCUAAAGGACCUCGCCAACUCGGCCAGGAGAUGGCGUCACCUACGCAGACGCACCCGAUAGGCGUUUGGGUUUAAGUCAAGGCAGAGAGAGCUGUACGUCCACUCUAAAAACGUAGAUACAGAAUUUGCUUGAAUAACUAGGUAAUGGUAUGUGCAGCACCUUGAAGAAGAUGUAAAAGCAGAAAAAAGUAUGAUGCUCCUGAAGUUCAGCAGGAAAACCCACAGAACGGUGUACAUCAGUGGGCUACAAGAACGCACAGGCUGGACAGGACGAAGCAUUAAAAAUCAAGAGUGAGCCCUCAAAUCAAGCCUUCGAAUAGAUAUGAAGAUAGAUGAAAUGGCCUUGUGCCAUGGAUGCAUAGAUUGGAAUCGUCUGGUGCUCGAAGUAGGACGCUCUGUAAAGGUGCUAUUUGUAGAAGUAAUAAUAAACACGAAACAAGAUUAAGAAGAUGCUAUGCCGCUGCUGUAUGAUGACGACGGCGUUUCAACAGUAGUGUGAUUUGAAUCUUUGGAGAAAAAAUAAUAACCCCAUAUUCGCUUUGGUGCCUUACUCGAGUUCACAUGCUAGGAAAGACUACAUACUACGAUGCCCCACUUUAAUAAGAGGAACCUCGUAUUCUGAUAGGGGAGCGUUUCCUCCAUUUUAUCAACGAAGAUGUUGAUAGGUUUGGCGCGUUUUCACGGGGUCCCUCUCACGUAUGUAGCUGAUUAUAUAAAAACGGUAUUGAAAGAAGAAGUCUAAUAAUAGGUA
Molecule: messenger RNA, 4213 nt
Organism: Varroa destructor (honeybee mite)
Lineage: Eukaryota; Metazoa; Arthropoda; Arachnida; Mesostigmata; Varroidae
Source: RefSeq, a predicted model, not a curated record